GUGAUCUGAUCUGAUGUCCCAUUCUCUCCCUCCUGCACGCCCCUAUUCCGCAGUGGGUUGACUCCAGCAGGGUGGGUAUUAAAGCCCCGCCCAGUGUGCUGUCUGGGCACACAGUUCCUCUACAUAUACCUACUGUGAGCUGCGUCUGGUGAGCGUCUGUCCCGACCCCCUACAACAAUGGAGUGGAAAGCAAUGGAAAUCAACCCUGAGACCUUGAACAAAUGCCUCUCUCGUCUGGGUGUGGCUUCGAGCUGGAAGUUCGUAGAUGUUUUGGGUCUAGAAAACGAAUCCCUAUCCAUGGUACCAUCGCCAGUGUGUGCGCUGAUGUUGCUGUUUCCCUUGAGUCAACAGCAUGAAUCUCACAGAAACCAUCAAACAUCAGAUCUGAGUGGGAAGGGCAUCGAUUCUAAAAUCUACUUUGUGGUGCAGUCGAUUUCAAACUCCUGUGGUACCAUUGCACUUGUUAAUACUAUUGCCAACAAUCAAGAUAAACUUGACUUUGUGGAAGGAUCAAUUUUGAAGAAAUUUCUCAAUGAAACUGCAGAUCUCUCAGCUCGGGAAAGAGCUAAGAAAUUGGAACAAAAUAAGGAAAUACGUGCAGCACAUGAUGCUACUGCAGAAGAAGGAGAGUGUCGGGUACAUGAUGAUGGCCCAAACUUUCACUUUAUCACUUUUCUUGGUGUAGAUGGACAUCUCUAUGAAUUGGAUGGAAGGAUGCCAUUCCCAAUUGACCAUGGAAAAACGUCAAAUGAAUUAUUACAGGACUCAGCAAAAAUAUGCAGGCAAUUUAUGGAACGUGAUCAAGGAGAAGUCCGCUUUACUGCAGUGGCUCUGUGCAAAUCUUCCUGAAUAGGGAGUGGGGGAGUAAACACAAUCACAGCACUGCAGUUUAAGUUGUUAAUCUAAGCUUUCAAUGUUUGGCUUAAAAUCACGUGUAUGUUGAGGCACUUUAAGUGUAGCCUUUUUACACUUGCAGUGAGAAUGGAUAAAGUUUAAUGGAUAGCAUGAGUGCACAAAUGCAGUAUUGAAUUGUAGGCAAUAUUUAUAGCUUUAUUCACAAAUGGUCUUACUUUGAGUAUCUUUGAUAUUGCAGCAGGUAGAAGCUGCUUGAUUUAUUGCUGGACCAUUGUACUUUGCCUAGUAAAUCUGUCUGCAGGAAUCUGGAAAUAUUUGCUUAAUUCCAUAUUGUGCCUAAUCUUUACAGCUAUUUCUGUGUAAUAUCUGAAAUAAAAUCAUUGCAACAAUA
Amblyraja radiata (thorny skate) is the source of this 1246-nucleotide messenger RNA. It is a transcript of the gene uchl1, whose product is annotated as ubiquitin carboxyl-terminal esterase L1 (ubiquitin thiolesterase). Gene Ontology annotation, cellular component: cytoplasm. The transcript has 9 exons. NCBI's taxonomy places the organism in Eukaryota, Metazoa, Chordata, Chondrichthyes, Rajiformes, Rajidae. Gene Ontology annotation, biological process: protein deubiquitination; ubiquitin-dependent protein catabolic process. Gene Ontology annotation, molecular function: cysteine-type deubiquitinase activity. The coding region runs from base 178 to 849 and encodes 223 amino acids. The record is from RefSeq and is a predicted model, not a curated record.